CAACUCCAAUGCCUGCUUUCUUCUCCCAUAGUCCCAUUGCUGGGUCUCCAGCUCCUUACGUGGCUCCCUCCAUCGCGUCACACGCCAUGGUCGGCCGCCUUCCCACUACCUGUCCUUUCCUCUUCCUUUUCGUCCUCCUCCUCGGUUCUCAAUCCAUUGCGAAUCUUCGCAAUAUCUAAUCCUUCCCCGAAUCCCGCACGGUGCACGGAGAUGCACCUCAAUCUUCACCCGAUCUUAGGGAGAUCCAAAGGACUAAUUUUGAUAUUCGGAGAUGUUACACACACACAUAUAUAUUAUGAAAAUGUUAAGUAAUAAGAGAAGCAAGAUGCAAAAUGCAAGGAGAAUAUGUUUAAUACAACUUUCAAAUUUCAGAUUUGUUCCUGUACAUCUCAGGGGAAGUCCAAGAAGAAGAGAAGUCAAUGGCAUGCCUUGACCUAGAUUCUCCACAACUCUUAUUAAAUGAGCAUUUGUGUGAUGGACUAUUUAACCUAUUUCCAGUAGGCAACACUUCAUCCAAAAGUUUUAGUGUUCCAAAUUCAUUCAAAUAUCAAUCAACUAGUGGUAGCAUUCCACCACCACCUCCACUCCCAGCCAGAGAUACUUGUGGUGCAAAAAAAUAUUCCAAAAUUUUUAAAGAUUAUUGUUUUGUGCCUAAAGAAACAAGGGAGGCUUGGGACAAGCUUUUCUGUGAAGGAUAUGAAGCUGAUGUUCGCAUUCUUACAGAAGAUAUGGAUCUUAUUAUGGCGCAUUCAAGCAUUCUUGCAAAUGCAUCGCCUAUCCUGAAAAAUAUGUUAGAGCAAGCAAAAAUCAAAGAGAGGAUUCGAAAGAUAAAAAUACCUGGUGUGCCUUCAGAAGGUGUUCGUACAUUUGUACGGUUCCUUUACUCUGCUUGCUAUGAACCAGAGUUGAUAAAGAAAUUUGUUCUUCAUCUUCUUAUAUUAUCCCAUGCAUUUGCAAUCCUUUCCCUGAAAAGUACUUGCAUCAAACUACUAGAGCAGGAGUUGACCACAGAGAAUGUUGUGGAUGUGCUUCAACUGGCUCAGCUAUGUGAUGCUCCUCAGCUCUCUUUGGUAUGCACACGACUAAUUACUAAAGAUUUGAAGUCCAUCUCAGUCUCGGAAGGGUGGAAAACAAUGAAGAAAACCAAUCCCAGUCUAGAACAAACACUUCUUGAGUCUCUUGUAGAGGAAGAUUCUAGAAGGCAGGAUCGAAUGAAAAGGUCGGAAGAAAGAAAAAUGUACAAGCAUUUGCAUGAAACAAUGGAAGCUCUUAUUCAUAUUUGCAGAGAUGGAUGCCGGACAAUUGGUCCUCGCAGCAAGAUGCUUAAGGAUGAUGAAACCAUCUGCCAAUAUGCAGCUUGCAAGGGACUUGAGUCGCUUAUUCGCCACUUCUUCAGUUGUCCACUGCGAGUCCCAGGCGGUUGCACACAGUGCAAGAGAAUGUGGCAGAUUUUUGAGUUGCACUCACAGAUGUGCUCAGAACUGGACUUAUGCAAGGUUCCUCUCUGCAGGCAUUUCAAGGAUAAGAUGAAGCAGCUGAUCAAAAAGGAAGAACACAAGUGGAAAUUGCUGGUCAGUAAGGUAAUGGAAGCAAAAGGUACAAUUAGUUCCAUCUCCUCACGCAGACUUCUUUUAGAGUUGAAUAACAAAGAACAUAGUAUUUAUGGAAGAUGAGAUAAAAAUCGAUUGAAUGUUGGAUCGGGAUGUGCUAUGGUUCCAAAGAGAGGUCUGUGUAAUAACUGGGUCAGUCUUCAAAAGAGCAACUGCAUUAGCUGUAAAGAACAAAUUAUGAGUUUCCGCAUUAGCCAAUCGAACACACAGAAUAACCACAGGUGGAAAUACUAGUUUUUCGAGUGCA
Molecule: messenger RNA, 1857 nt
Organism: Zingiber officinale
Lineage: Eukaryota; Viridiplantae; Streptophyta; Magnoliopsida; Zingiberales; Zingiberaceae
Product: BTB/POZ and TAZ domain-containing protein 3-like
Exons: 6
Coding region: 420-1673 (417 amino acids)
Molecular function (GO): protein binding
Source: RefSeq, a predicted model, not a curated record